This is a messenger RNA of Fusarium odoratissimum NRRL 54006, 4279 nucleotides long. RefSeq lists its product as uncharacterized. The transcript has 2 exons. NCBI's taxonomy places the organism in Eukaryota, Fungi, Ascomycota, Sordariomycetes, Hypocreales, Nectriaceae. The record is from RefSeq and is a predicted model, not a curated record. Gene Ontology annotation, biological process: mitotic cell cycle. The coding region runs from base 84 to 3479 and encodes 1131 amino acids.
AUCGUACAUGAUGCUGCCUACUUGAUCUCUUUCUUUUUCUACAUACUAACCAUACACCAACAACACAGCGAACCAUAAUCACCAUGGAAUCACCACCCAAGAGAAUGACCCGGGCUCGAGCUGCUGCAAAGGCUACUGAUCCCUCAGUCAAGACAACAAAGAUCGUCACAGCUGCUGCGCGGGCAAAGAGUACCGCGACAGCAGGCACAAAAAGCACAGCCGCUAAGAGAAAGACAAGAGCGGACGAGGAAGAGGAGGAGCAACGCGAAGUUGCUGUUGUCAGAAGAACGCGUGGUCGACCAAAGAAGACCGAGGAGCAAGAAUCUGAGGCUGAACCUGUAGCGCCAGCGAAGCCCACAAGAGGCCGUGCAGUCAAGAAGGCGGCUACAGAACCUCCCAAGGGGACUGCUGCACCUGCCAGAGCUACUCGGGGACGGCCUCGGAAGGCUGUUGCUGCUGAACCAGAAGAGUCUGCUCCAGCGCCAGCUCCUGCACCUGCAAAGAAGACAACCACUCGCACUCGCACGACUACCACAACAACUACAACUACAAAAUCAACAACUGCUGCCAAACCCGCUGCCAGAAAGGCUGUCAAGUUCCAAGAGCCCGACAAGGAGAACAUUGAGCCUGCCGUUGAGGCCAAGGAGCCUGCUCGGCCUGGAAUUAGAGGCCGACCAGCCAAGCGUGGAGGAGCAGCUGGAAGUCGAACAACCAGAGCGGCGGUAAGAUUCGCCGAGUCGACAGACAACAAGCCUUUAAGUCCUAAGAAGAUUACCCAGAUACCUGUUUCGAGGGACGAUGAUUCCGAGGACGAACUCGCCGGUGACAUGCCGCCUGUCAAACCCAUGAAGAAGAACCCGAUCAAGCCUCCUACAAGUGCUGCUAAAGCCCAGCCUGAGCCGACCGAAAAAUCUGCCGAGCCAACAAAUACUUCAGACAGCAUCACAAAUCCGCCAGAUCUUGGUGGAAUUAGCCUAUCUCCUGCGAAGAGACUUCCAGCUUCGCCUCUCAAGGAUACAAUGAGGUCACCAGCUCGCCGAAUCGGUCCUGUUGCUCUGCCUGGAUCUACAAUGAAGAAGACCCAGGACGACACCGCCCAAGCUGGAGAAAGUACUUCGUUCAAGAAUUCUCUGCUCAUGUCUGCGGCUAAGCGACCCCAAUCACCCAUCAAAGGAUUGAACUUUGCAACAUCGCUCAAGCCUCAACAGACCCAAUCAACAAUGAAGGCGUCACUUCUUCUUUCACCUGCGAAGCGGGCCAUGCCUGGACUGAAGCCGGUCACAGAGCCGCGACCUAGAGAUGUUGCGGACCUGGGUGAGCCACCAGUCAUGAAGCCUCUGAUUAUGGAUACUCCUAGUCGUGCUCCUUCUACCCGACCUUCAGAUAAGCUCAUGUUGGAGGAACAAGCCGAGCUUGAGUUUGAUGCUGUCGACGACGAUGUCUUCAAUGACCCAAUUGAGAACUUGCAAUUCCCUGGCCGCUUGUCUGCUGUGCUUCCUCGUCAUGCUGAUCCUGCCUUGAAGAAAGAGAUGAGGAUUGUCGAUGAGACUCUUGAAGAGCCUCAGGUGGAAGUCGAGACUGUCGCCGAGGUUGAGGAAGAUGUUGCGACUGAGGCUGAAGCAGUCCCAGAAGCAGCUGAAGAAGCGAAUGAUCUUACCGACCAGGAGGACAGCAUGGUCGUUGAGGAGGAGAAUGCUGAGGCAGAUGACGCACCUGAGGAAUCUGAGUCUAAGAAUUCAACUCCCGCUCAGUCUCCCCAGCAAGAACAAAAUCCCAUGUUCCAGCUCAGGGAGAAGGACUUGGAGCCCUCUCAAGACUCGGAUUCUGAGGAUGAGACUAUGGCUCCCAGGGGUUUAGCACCUACUACCCCAACACCAUUUGUUCGCAAGACACCCAAGACUUCUCGUGCUUCUAUGGGUGGAUUUAGCGCACUCGCUGAUCGACUUGGUUCUUGGAAGGCCAGCACGCCUAUCAAGAUGGCUCCUCUCGGUGGAGAGAAGCUUUCUAACAAGUCAGCUACUCCUCGAUCUGAUGCCUCACCCGCCUCAACUCAUUUCUUCGAAGACGAAAUGACUGUACGUGCAGGUAUGGAGGAACUUCAGGCAGACAGAACUGCCGAAAUUGUUGAGCCCGCUUUUGAUGACAUGGAGGUCACUGAGGAGGAUGUUGAGUUGGCCAACGAGGCUAACGAGAUGUCUCUGAUGGAGCCUGAGGUUCUUGAAGAGGUUGUCAAUACUGAGGCUUUUGACGAUACUCUCUCCGAGGCUAGCCAAGAGUAUGGUGAUGAGAAUGAGGCCCCAGUUGCUAUGGCACCCAUCACACCUGUUCGUCCAGUCAUGAAGACCUUCAACACCACCACAAAGGUUCCUCUGAAGCCUGCAGACGACUCAUCUCCUUCUCCUCUGAAGAAGCGCAGCUUCAGCGCAUCGCGAGUUGCUCCCAAGCGCCCCUCAGGCCCAACCAGGAGUGCGUCUGUCAUCUCUUACUCCUCUACCAAGGGUAGAAAGAGUAUGCCAGCAACCAUUGCCGAGGUCCCGUCUGCCCCCUCAACACCCGCCCCUGUCACACCCUCAAAGUCUGAGCUCUGGUCAUCCUUGGGUACACCCGCUAGAACUCCCCGACGUGAUGUCGACCCUGCUCUACUUCGUGGAGCUGUCGUCUUUGUUGAUGUGUACACCAGCGAGGGAGCUGAUGCCAGCAGCAUCUUCGUGGAGCUGCUCACACAAAUGGGUGCCAAGUGCAUGAAGUCAUGGAGCUGGAACCCCAACGGUUCUGGCAACGAUGUGACAUCCAGUAAGGUUGGAAUCACACACGUUGUCUUCAAGGACGGCAGCAAGCGCACACUGGAGAAGGUCCGUGAGAGCAACGGAAUCGUCCAGUGUGUCGGAGUCAGUUGGGUGCUUGAUUGUGAGCGUGAGAACGACUGGGUUGAGGAAAGUCCCUACAAGAUCGACACUAGCAACGUCCCUCGGGGUGGAGCUCGUCGCCGCAAGAGUAUGGAGCCCAAGGCUUUGGCCAACAUGAACGGCACCCUCGUCAGCAGCCCUACCAAGGGAGGCUCUCGCACAGCUCCCUCUACGCCGAUCAACCGUCGCGAAAGCACACAAUGGAUGUACACCCCUUCGGAUCAAGGAGACGAGGACGAGGAGAUGGAGGAUUUUGAGUAUUCUGAAGCUAUCCUGACCCCUGUUCCCAAGACUCCUGCCCCUGAGGCCAUUGCUCGCUAUGCUGCCAACCUUGUCCCUGAUACUCCAUCUGAUGAUGGUGACGACGACGACGACAUGGGUGACUCCCCUGCUAAGGAUGCUCUCCUUAUGCGAACAUGUCCUCCCAAGGCCAACCCCUUCCGUGAGUUGGGUGCUGGCAUCAUCAGCGAGACCAAGGAUGACAACGUCCUGAUGCGCCUCAUGGCCGCUCGACGUAAGAGUCUUCAGUUUGCCCCCAAGAUUGGUAGCCCUCUGGCUAGAACUUGGCAAUAGAGUAAAGAUGUUGUUGAUACGGUGGAGAUAGAGUAAUUGUGCAUGGAAAGGUUCAGGUCUGGAGUUUAUGGGUCACAUUAGAAUUGCGAACACACGUCAUGGCAUACAAUCACUCGUUUUGACGGGAUGGAAUGGAAUACCACGGGAUGGACAGGACCUUGACUCGGCGUUUGGAGGAUUGACUGAUUAAAGUACACAUAUUGUGUGUUUGACACACUGAUAAUUCCAUCAUGGCGAUUGACAUUAUAUUUCUGGCUCGUUUGAAGGUGGCUGUUGAAAUUGUCAGACACUUGUAUAGGUCUGGAUUGUGUUUGGUAUAUCGUACCUCAUGACAUCUUUUCCAUUCUCUUCCCGAGCUGAUUAUUCGAACCUCAAAGCCAAAUUGUACCCCCUCACGCCUUGAUAAACGCCCUCAUGGCCUUAACAGCAUCACCCUCAUUACUCUUCAACAACUCGGUCGCCUUUGCCUUUGGCAGCUCAAGCUCAUCAACGAGGAGUGCAACAUCGGCAGCGUCGACCUUGACGUUCUUAUGGGAAGCGGCAGUAGUAGAGGUCUUGUUUGCGCCGCCGAGGCUCUUGAUGGCUUUGUUGGCAGCGUCGGCGUCGACGUUUUGUGGUGUCGAGGGUGAGUCUGCGGCGUCGAGGUUCUCGAGAGCGGAGGCUGCUUUGCGGUCCUCGGCGGACUUGGCAGUCUGAGAGGGCGUUUCGUCGGUCAUGAUUGCUGUGAUGUGUAGAAGCGAAGUGGAGGUGAGGGUGCAGAGUAGGUGAAGUUUAGUGGAGAGGGAGCUGUGAAGGUGAAG